This is a messenger RNA of Polypterus senegalus (gray bichir), 4075 nucleotides long. RefSeq names its product drebrin 1 (gene dbn1). The record is from RefSeq and is a predicted model, not a curated record. Gene Ontology annotation, molecular function: actin filament binding. Lineage: Eukaryota; Metazoa; Chordata; Cladistia; Polypteriformes; Polypteridae. The transcript is spliced from 15 exons. Gene Ontology annotation, cellular component: plasma membrane; dendrite; cortical actin cytoskeleton. The coding region runs from base 91 to 2052 and encodes 653 amino acids. Gene Ontology annotation, biological process: postsynaptic actin cytoskeleton organization; positive regulation of dendritic spine morphogenesis; regulation of actin filament polymerization.
UCUCGCUCUCUGUCUCUCUCUCUCAUUCCAUCCUGUCUCGUUAUUCCAUUACUGUAUCAUACAGGUCUGGAUGAUUACAAAGACAGCAAUAUGGCUGUGAACCUCAGCAAGAACAGACUGGAGCUGCUAACAGCCUAUCAGGACGUUAUCAACGAGAAAUCUUCCACAGACUGGGCCCUCUACACGUAUGAAGACAACAGUAAUGACCUAACACUAGCUUCAUCGGGAGGUGGAGGAUUGCCAGAAAUCACAGUCUGCUUUGACAACAGCCGGGUGAUGUACGGCUUCUGCAGUCUUAAGGAUCCCAUUUCCAUUUUGCCUCGCUACAUCCUCAUCAACUGGGUUGGUGAAGAUGUGCCUGAUGCCCGGAAGUGUGCCUGUGCCAGUCAUGUAGCCAUGAUUGCAGAGUUCUUCCAGGUCAGUAACCCAAAGGGAGUUGAUGUCAUCAUCAAUGCUAGCAGUAUGGAAGAUAUUGACCCUGCAGCCAUCGGCCAGAGAUUGACCAAUGGAACAGCCCGGGUUGCUAGCCCUGUGCUCAGCAGGCUGAAAAUGAAGGAUGAAGAAGUGACUGAGCCAGUGGGCACCUGCUACCAGAAGACGAAUGCAGAGAUUGAAAUGAAGAAAUUAAAUCGAGAGGAGUUCUGGGAGCAAGCCAAGCGUGAAGAAGAGCUGCGUAAGGAGGAGGAAAGGAAGAAAGCACAGGAAGAGCGACAGCGUUUUGAAGAGGAACGGAUGGAACAGGAGCGUAAAGAGCAAGAGGAGCGAGAAAAGCGAUAUCGAGAAAGGGAGAAGCAGAUUGAGGAACACAGGAAGAAAUUAUUGACCCAGGAAGCAGAAGAAGCCAAAGAAAGGUCAAGUCACCAAUCAAUUUUUGUAGAGGAUGAGGAUGAAUUAAAAGAGAAGAAAAUGGAGUCUGAAGUUGAGGAGGCAGCAGCAAUCAUCGCUCAACGGACAGAAAACCCCCGAGAGUAUUUCAAGCAGAGAGAAAAAGCUGUGGCCUGUAGUUUUGAUAGUUCUCCUGCCUCAGUGCAACGGACAGGCCGCUUGGACAGCCCAUUCUUGAAGCUGCAGCAUAGCCUUCCUGAACCAAGUUCAUCCCCCCCUCGCUCCCCACUGCUGUCACCCACACUGCCCCAUUGUAGACAGCAGUCCAGCUCUUCUGGAAACAGUAACGCCAGUCCUCACCGGAGCCCGGUCUCCCCAUCUACACCUAUCCCAAGGAUCAUCACUACUCCCAUCUCUGAAGAGGCCGAAGAUGACAACAUACCGGAGAGCCAUACAGACUGGGGUCAAGAGCCAUGCUUUUCACCAUCAGCAGAAGAGGUUGUACCAAGCAAGCCAGUCCACAGUGUUGCACCACUGAUGCAAGAUCAAUUCCAAACCAAUGAAGACACAAGCUUCAUGGAGUUUGAAGAGCAGAGCCAUGUUCCAGAGCCGCUCCCACCAUCUCAGGACACAGGGAAUCUGCUGGACCUCUGGGAGAAUGCUCCCCAGUCUUCUACAGAGCAGCAGCAACAGCAGCAGCCUAUGCUGGUGGAUCUGCUGGAUGAUGCCCAGCAGUCUUCAGCAUUUUUCACUGAUGUUGCUCCUCCCCCCUCCAUGGACAUGGCCUCAGAUGGGGCAAGUUCCUGUCCAGAUCCAUCUGGGCUAUCCUUGGCUGAAGGUACUCUCCUAAGUUUUGAUGACCUUCCUGAUCCUCCCAGUACUUUCUGCAAGGGUGACAUUGAUGAGGAUAACCCACCAAGCUUGGUGGACAUUGAAGGCUCCCAUGAGAUGACUCUGAGCUACCAGCGUGCUCUACAGGAGGCCUCAGAUAGCCAGGAUGAUGGACACCUGCUUAUGACAAAUGGUGAAACACUCCAGAAGGAAAGUACGCAGGCUAGUGAAGGAUAUUUUAGCCAAUCACAAGAAGAAGAAUUUAUCCAGUCAGAAGAGAGCUCUGCCAAAGUGAUCCCAGCCCCUAUCUUCUAUAACAAACCUCCAGAGAUUGACAUUACCUGCUGGGACAAUGAUCCUGUGGCAGAUGACGAUGAGUACGGAGCAGCAGAGUGAACAACAGAAGUGAUGAAUCAUAAUAAUGUAACUAAAGAUUACUGAAAACGCAAAUGAGUUAUUGUUAAAGAUGCAACACUCCUCUGCUCUACACUGAAGAUGCAAAAUGCAGUUUUUAAGGACAUUUAAGAAAAAUAAACACUGCUGUUUUUUUUUGUGAUAAGUGUGGAGGACAAUCUUAUAAACCGGAAAAAAACAAAGAUAGAAACAAUGCCAAGUAGAUAGUGCUGCUUCAGGCAUAUUCACACUUGCCUGUAUUCCUAUUUUUUGUUUUUGUUGGUUCUGAAAUAGUUGCUCCAUUUUAAAACGCAAGGAAGAAAAAUAAAGAUUUCUUAAAUGGCUUCUGUAUUUGUAACCUCUAGCACAGAAAGAUUUAGCCAAGCCUGCCCUGCACCCCACUCUAUGUUGCAGAAUGAUAAAAUUGGCAGAGUAAGAAUGACUUCAGUUUUCUCAUACCAUUAUUAGGUAUUUUGAUUGUGGCCUUUAGACCCCUCUCCUUCAUCUGUAUCAGUGUUGUCUUUAUUAAUUUAUUUUGAAACAGCAUUAUCAGGAAGCUAAAAAUGUGCAUUAUUUCAAUAGUUCCCUUGAAUUUUCUUAAGCCAAAACUAUAGAGAAAAAAAGAGGACAUUUUAUUUAAAAUGUCAGUUAUUUUUGUAAAAGUGGCAUGGACUCUGCGUUUCGAAGGACCUGCAGGUUCAGCCUCACAGGACUAUGGCUUCUGGUUCUGACUUUCUGACCUUUAGAGUCCGAUGGGUGCCUUCACAUACUUUUCUGUGAGUUCCUGGUGUUUGACAUAAAACUCCCUCAGUAGAGUCACUGAGCAAGUAAUAAGUAAAAACUAUUCAUGUACGUGUCAGUCUCUCAAACCAACUGAAAUUGAUUAGGGAAAUAAUUAAAAUAAAGAACAAGCAAAGCAAACACUAACACAAGAUAGACUUCUAGCUUACAAAAACAUAAAAUAUACUAUGAACAAGAACGUCUUUUAAUGAAUCAGUCUGAUCAAAUGCAAAAAAUGAAUGCCUUUGUCAAAAAUCUUUUUGAUUACAGUGGUAUACUCCACCCAUGAUUUAUUAUUUGCAAUAAGAAGCAGUUCUUUAAUAACAUGAGGGGGAAGUUGCUUUGUCCACCACUAAAAGAAAGCACUUCAGAGUGGUACAGAACACCCAUCACCAAAGCAGCAAACUAAACUUAAACUACUUACCAAUUUAAUGGGGGCAAAUACUGCACUUGGUGGGAUCUCCACAUAAUCUUUGUUCUUGUAGCAGUCAGUAUCUGGAAUAACAAAGGCAGACCAAGGUGCAGGUAUUGUUUAUAUUCAAGUCAUGGACACACGUCAAAUUAAUGUUAAUAUUUGUUUUUAAAGGGAGCCACAAUGUUAAGCCAUUUGUUCUGUAACAAGACCUAACCGCAUGGGAUUAUUAUAUCUCUCUCUCUCCCUCUCUCUCAUUACCAAAAGCAAUGUGUUUAUAUUGUUAAGCAAUAAAAAUAACAGCCAACUCAGUACUGCAGUAUUAAUAAUCUAUAAACGAUCUCAACAAAGCUUCUGAAAAAUUUAUUUCCUACUGAGGACAAAAGUAUUUUUGGAUAUGUACGAGUGUUGAGAGCUGUGUGAUUUUUCUCAGGGUUGCCCUGUAAAUGUGUUUGGGUAAUUUAGGGGGUGUGCUGUAUAUUAUUAUUAGAUUUUUGUUUUAAUGUUUUUCCCUACUAAGGAGGGAUCUAUAAAAAUAACCCAAUGGGGCCUGCAUCUUUAACAUUAACUCUGGACAUCUGAAAGUUUUUAAUGUGUUACAGUUCUUUACACUUUGAUAUUGUUCUUUUUUCCCUUCUCUCUUUCUCUCUUAUCUCCCCUCCACAGCAUUAGAAGAACAUACCCAAUGCAAGGCUUUAUUUUUUAUUUUUUUUUUUUCUUUCCUAAAUUCUUCUGUCUGCUUGUCACGCACUCUUUUUGGGGGAAAAAGCACAAAACUUUUUUGUGACAGCUAAGUGCUAAUGUAUGUUAAUAAAAGAAUUUCUGAAACCUCCA